AAGCAAAAUAUUUGCAAACCCUAACUUGCUCUCACUCUUUUCAAUCACCCCCUGGGAAAAGAUCGAGCUUCACAGCAAUGGCUUAUGUUAAGGCUCAGAAAACAAAGGCCUACUUCAAGAGAUAUCAAGUGAAGUUCAAGAGAAGAAGAGAGGGAAAAACUGAUUACCGAGCUCGGAUUCGGUUAAUUAAUCAGGACAAGAACAAGUACAACACCCCUAAAUACCGCUAUGUGGUUCGCUUUACCAACAAGGACAUCACUGCACAAAUAGUAUCUGCUAGCAUUGCUGGUGAUAUUGUUCUUGCUGCAGCAUACUCACAUGAGCUGCCACGCUAUGGCUUGAAAGUAGGCCUUACAAACUAUGCCGCAGCUUACUGCACUGGACUCUUAUUGGCCCGAAGAGUCCUGAAAAUGCUUGAAAUGGAUGAGGAGUAUGAGGGAAAUGUUGAGGCUACUGGAGAGGAUUUUUCUGUGGAACCUGCUGAGACCAGGAGGCCAUUCCGUGCUCUCCUUGACGUUGGUCUUAUUAAAACCACAACUGGCAAUCGUGUCUUUGGUGCCCUUAAGGGAGCUUUGGAUGGUGGUUUGGAUAUUCCUCACAGUGAGAAAAGGUUUGCUGGCUUUGAUAAGGAGAAGAAGGAGCUUGAUGCUGAGGUUCAUCGCAAAUAUAUCUUUGGGGGACAUGUUGCCGCUUAUAUGAAGACAUUGAUGGAGGAUGAACCAGAGAAAUACCAGUCACACUUCAGUGAAUAUAUCAAGCAAGGAAUAGAUGCUGAUGGUCUUGAGGGGCUGUACAAGAAGGUCCAUGCAGCAAUUCGUGCAGAUCCUACUAUCAAGAAAUCUGAGAAGGAGCCACCAAAGGAACACAAGAGGUACAACUUGAAGAGGCUUACUUAUGAAGAGAGGAAGGCUAAGUUGAUAGCUCGCUUGCAGGCUCUCAACUCUGCUGCUGAUGGUCCUGAGGAUGACGAUGAGGAUGACGAGUGAAUGUUCUUUGCUGAUGCGGUGUCAUUGCUUCAGUAGUAGAACUAUCAUAUUUUGCAUUUAUAGAAUCAUUGUCUGGGAAAUCUAUUUGCCUGCACUAUUUAUUUUCUAGGUCACAAAUUUUGGAUACUUUAGUAGUUGAGUAAGCCUUUUUUUGGUCAAUUUGGUGUUAGCCUGGAUUUAUGUUAUACCUUUCGGUAUGGUUCCCCAAAAGAUUAUGUUAACCAUGAAAUCCGCCUGUGUUGAUGUGUUAUCCUAAAGUUUUGAUUGUUGGUAACUGGUAUAACAUGCAACCGUUGCCCUUCACAACUUGUUACGAAUGAUUAAAUCAUUUAUGCUUAAUAUUUCAAACCAACAUGUACCCAUUUCUGGUAUCAGGUGUAGAGCGUGUAAUCUCAUGCUUGAAUUGAAUCUUCUGGUCAAUUUCUCGCUUCUGACUAAUAUUAUAUACACAAGGCUAAGGUUACUUUCUCAU
Abrus precatorius (Indian licorice) is the source of this 1458-nucleotide messenger RNA. RefSeq names its product 60S ribosomal protein L5. Gene Ontology annotation, molecular function: structural constituent of ribosome; 5S rRNA binding. The coding region runs from base 78 to 986 and encodes 302 amino acids. NCBI's taxonomy places the organism in Eukaryota, Viridiplantae, Streptophyta, Magnoliopsida, Fabales, Fabaceae. Gene Ontology annotation, biological process: ribosomal large subunit assembly; translation. The record is from RefSeq and is a predicted model, not a curated record. The transcript is spliced from 9 exons. Gene Ontology annotation, cellular component: cytosolic large ribosomal subunit; ribosome.